This is a messenger RNA of Gadus chalcogrammus (walleye pollock), 1141 nucleotides long. Lineage: Eukaryota; Metazoa; Chordata; Actinopteri; Gadiformes; Gadidae. The record is from the annotation of a RefSeq genome assembly.
AUGGCCAGCCUUCGGAAAACCCAUCCAAUCCUAAAAAUUGCUAAUAGCGCAUUAGUUGAUCUCCCCGCCCCCUCCAAUAUUUCAGUAUGAUGAAAUUUCGGCUCUCUUCUAGGCCUUUGCUUAAUUACUCAACUUCUAACAGGACUAUUUCUAGCCAUACACUAUACCUCAGAUAUCGAAACAGCCUUCUCAUCCGUAGUUCACAUCUGUCGUGAUGUAAAUUACGGCUGACUAAUUCGAAAUAUACAUGCUAACGGUGCCUCUUUCUUUUUCAUUUGUCUUUACAUGCAUAUUGCCCGAGGUCUCUAUUACGGCUCUUAUCUUUUUGUAGAGACAUGAAACAUCGGAGUUGUUCUUUUCCUUUUAGUAAUAAUGACCUCUUUCGUAGGUUACGUUCUUCCCUGAGGACAAAUAUCAUUCUGAGGAGCUACCGUAAUUACAAAUUUAAUAUCUACUGUCCCUUACGUAGGUGAUGCCUUAGUUCAAUGAAUCUGAGGGGGCUUCUCAGUAGAUAAUGCUACCUUAACUCGAUUUUUUGCAUUUCAUUUCUUAUUCCCCUUUGUUGUUGCUGCUUUUACAAUACUCCACCUACUUUUUCUUCAUGAAACAGGCUCAAAUAACCCCACAGGUAUCAACUCAAAUGCAGACAAAAUUCCCUUUCACCCAUAUUUCACGUACAAAGACCUGCUUGGCUUUGCUGUAAUACUUCUGGGCUUAACCGCCCUCGCCCUUUUCGCACCUAAUUUGCUUGGAGAUCCAGAUAAUUUCACGCCUGCUAACCCCAUCGUUACCCCUCCUCAUGUUAAGCCCGAGUGAUAUUUCUUGUUUGCCUACGCCAUCUUACGCUCUAUUCCUAAUAAACUAGGCGGUGUACUUGCACUCCUAUUCUCCAUUCUAGUCCUUAUGGUUGUACCCUUUCUCCAUACUUCAAAACAACGAGGUUUAACAUUUCGCCCUCUCACCCAAAUACUAUUCUGGGUUCUCGUUGCAGACAUACUAGUUCUUACAUGAAUUGGAGGCGUACCUGUAGAACAUCCCUUCAUUAUCAUCGGACAAGUGGCAUCAGUGCUAUAUUUCUCCCUAUUCCUAGUUUUAUUUCCCCUUGCAGGAAUAACUGAAAAUAAGGCCCUUGAAUGAAACU